UGGUGCCCUGACCCCCGAUUUCAGGCCUCUCCGGGCUGCCCUCCAUAUCACUGACGAUCGUGUCUUCUUGCCAUCGCCAUCCUGUUGUCGUCGUUGCUGCAGUCACCCUGCAGGUUUAUGCAUCUCGAGGUAUCAGGUCGAGGCCGAAGAAGUAGAGGAACUGCGGUAAGUUAGAGCUAGUAUCGGCUGUAUCGGGGCGGUAUCCAAGAUUACGCCGUAAUGUAAAUACGCGAGCUUACACUGCAACGUCGCAUCAAGUCGAUGAGUCGAAGAAUGUGAAGACUUCCCGUUGUUGUACUUGGACUAUCUGUACCAUCGAUAAUGUUUGCCGGGGCUGUUGAUCUCUAGAGCGAAGUUGAAGAUGUGGAAGUUCGACUUUUGAAGUUGAACGUCGAAGAAGAAGAAGAAGGAGAAGGAGGAGACGAAAGAGGAAAUCUUAGUCAGUUCUUAGUAAUAGUAUUAUUUUAUCUUACUAAUUUCUUACUCAUCCAAACAUUACUCAUCUUUUAGUCCCUUUUAACAUCUUACUAAUUAUCUUACUAAGCAACCUUCUUUGAGCUUCUUUCUAGCCUUUUUGUCGCUUUCUCGACUUCAACUCCAGCUUUUGCUGUGAAUCUAUGCGAUUUGCAGCCUCAUUUUGCGGCUAAAAAGACGGUCUCGACGCACUUACGUGCAUGCUGGACGCCGUCGACCUGCACUGCGACCGUGACAGCCAACCAGGGCCUGUGACAGGUCGUCACCGAGGGUUGCGUUGGGCUCCCCUGGCCGCCAGCUCCGUCCGGCCCCCGAGUUACCUAGUUACCCACUCCGCCGCCUCACUCGCCCGUCCCAUCCAUCGAUCGAUCGAUCGCAGCGUCUCUCCAGGGCGCCAGAUACGCGCAGACGAAUACACACACAGGCUCGCCUGCAAUUGAUUUACACACGCUACGGCGCACAGUCACAUCGCUGGUGGCGUGGGGGGAGAGGCACGGGGUGCCUGGCCUGCCAUGGCGGCCAGAGCAGACAUGGCAGCCCCUGAGUGGGAUGCAAACCUCAGGCAAAUGGGACAGCUUUUUGUCAUGGGAUUCGAUGGUACCACCGUCGACCCCCAGAUCCGCUCGCUGAUUGAAGACUACCAUCUCGGAGCCAUCCUACUGUCAGCCAAGAACCUGAAGUCCGCAGAUGAAACGGCAAAGCUCGUCCUGGAGCUUCAGACUAUCGCCCGGCAGGCCGGCCAUCAGUUACCGCUACUCAUCGGACUCGACCAGGAGAACGGCGGUGUCAACAGUCUGUUCGAUGAUACAUAUAUACGCCAGUUCCCCAGCGCCAUGGGGGUCGCGGCCACAGGCUCGACAAAGCUAGCCAGAGAGGUAGCCAAGGCGACGGCACAGGAGCUUCGAGCUGUUGGAGUAAACUGGAUCCUAGGACCGGUGCUGGACGUGCUGACAGACGGCAAAAACCAGCCGCUGGGGGUGCGCAGCGUAGGAGAUGAUCCGCAAGAAGUUGCCACGUACGGAGUCGAGUCGAUGAAAGGGUAUCAAGAUGGAGGAGUGGCUACGUGUGGGAAGCAUUUCCCUUCAUAUGGAAAUCUGGAGGUGAUGGUAUCGCAGUCGGAUGUCCCAGUCAUCACAGACACGGUCGAUCAGCUCCGGCUCAGCGCACUUGUUCCCUUCCGCAGCGCAAUCUCUCAAGGGCUGGACUCGAUGAUUGUGGGCGGCUGUUCGAUGAUAUCUCAGGGGAUGAAUGUGAUGCACGCCUGCCUGUCCGAAGAGGUUAUUGAGGACCUACUGCGGUCUGAUUUGGGCUUCCAGGGGGUGGUUGUCUCCGACUGUCUAGAGAUGGAAGCGUUGAGCAGCAAUAUUGGCGUUGGAGGCGGGACGGUGAUGGCUCUCAAGGCCGGGUGUGAUUUAGUGCUGCUGUGCAGGUCGUUUACGGUGCAGCAGGAGGCCAUCAGCGGGCUGAGGCUGGGAGUCGAGAACGGGAUGAUAAGCAAGGAGAGAAUACGGCAGUCUUUGGCCAGGGUAUCCGCGAUGAAAGCCAGGAGAACGAACUGGGAACAGGCCCUGAAUCCGCCGGGAAUCAGUCUGUUAUCGAGACUACGGCCUUCUCAUACAAACCUAUCAAUUCAAGCAUACAACAGCUCGAUAACGGUGGUCAGGGAUAGGGGCAACCUGCUACCGUUGUCCAGCAUACUCGAACCAGACGAAGAACUACUGCUUCUAACACCGCUGGUCAAGCCUUUACCGGCGUCUGCGGCGGCGGCAGCAACAACAGCAGCAGCAGUAGCAGCAGGCCAUGCUAGUGGUGAGCGCAGCCGAGAGUCGACAAACUCAAUCGACGCCUCCUCAAGCUCGAUGUCGUCCAAUAUAAAGAGCGGCGAGGCGGUGUUCCGUGAACUGGGACGGUCCCUGGCCCGGCGGAGGAACGGACGGGUUCUUCACACAUCGUACGGUGCGAGCGGCGUUCGGCCUAUCCACGAGAACCUGAUCAACCGGGCCAGCGCAGUGAUAGUAGUUACAGCGGACUCAAACCGGAACCUAUACCAGCACGGCUUCACCAAGCACGUCUCACUCAUCUGCAACAACAGCUGCAUGAACAGCAGUACCAACAAUACCAGCAGCACACACAACAACAGCGCGAGACGGAACUCAGCGGGCUACCAGCGACCCAAGGCCGUCGUUGUGGUAGCAGUGAGCUCGCCGUACGACUUUGCCAAAGACCCGACGAUCGGGACGUAUGUGUGUACCUACGACUUUACAGAUGCAGCUCUACAGGCGCUGGUGAGGGUGCUUUAUGGGGAGGUAUCACCUACCGGACGGAUGCCGGGGACGCUGAGCAAGAGCACGGCACGACGAACGAGCCAGCCCCGGCAGCAGUGGCUGGUCGAGACUUGGAAUGCGGAGCGAGACUCUGCCGCGCUGGACACCCUGCUGACGUCGAUACGAGAGAGCGAGAGUGGUAUUGGUGGUAGCAGCAGCAGCAGCAGCAGCAACGUCCACAACGAGAUGGGGGCCAGCAGCAGUAUCGACGGCAACAGCAACAGCAUCAGCAUCAGCAACAGCAGCAACAGCAGCAACAGCAGCAACAGCAGCAACAGCAGCAUCCUGGCAAACGUGAGAGCGGAUACCUUUCUGCUGAAGAGUGCGGAUGUGCAGGAAUGCCACCUGGUGGUGCGCAACAGCAGCACGCACGCGAUCAACGGCUUCUGCGCAACCUACUUCUUCCGCUCGACGGGGACCGGGGUGAUAGGCGCGAUACUAGUUGACCCAGCGCGGCGCCGCUUGGGCAUCGGCAGCUCACUCCACAGCCGAGCGAUCCAAACACUCAGGCAACACCCGGACAUCAAGCAGCUGCAGCUGGGAUCUCGUCUGCCCGGGGUCUACCUUGGCAUUCCCAGGACUGACCCGGUCGAGCGGAGGAGGCUUCGGCGCUGGUUUGCCAAACUGGGAUGGUCGAUGGCGCUCUCGCGGCCGCUGUGCUCGAUGGUGCUGCGGGACGUGCAGAGCUGGGUGCAGCCAGACGGGCUGAAGGGCGGGAGAGGCAGCGGCGAGGUCGAGUACGACCUUGUGUUUGGCGAGGAGUACGCAGACACGGUGAUCGAGCAUGUGCGGACGAGCUCCAGGCAGGGGGUGGCGGAGGUGUACCGGACGGCGCUGGCGGGAGGGCCACACUGCGGCAUCAUACGAGCGAAGAAAGCUGGGGAAACAAGCAUAACCUCUAAUGCAAACGGGAAUGCUGCAUCUGCCAAUAAUAAUAACAAUAAUCUCGUCAAUGCAGGCUCUGAAGGAGAUGGAGACGGGGAGAUGGUGAUUGACGGGCUGCAGCUGGGCCUGGAGGAGGACGGCCUGGCCAACGACCGACUCCACGGCCGACUCCACGGCCACAGCCAUGGUCACGGCAACGAGACGCUGGUGGGCAGCGUGGUGGUGUACAAUGCGCGGUCGUCGCUGGCUCGACUGGUGCCGGCGGUCAGGGAGGCUCGAGUGCGUGCUGGCGGCAUCUCGUCGCCAGUGAUAUCUCCGUCUGUCGGAGAAUAUGCCAUGCUGGUCCAAGGGCUGAUCGUGCUGGGCAUCAAGGAGAUCCGCAAGCAGGGCGGCAACACCGUGAUACUCGACUGCGUGAGUUCUCUCUUUUCUUCCUUUCUAUCUUUGGGCUUCAUUUCCAUGAUCUUGUAUCUCGAUCUGCCUUGUCGACUCCAUCGUAUCCAUGUCCCUCGAAUCAAGAUGCGCCAGAGUACGAGAACGACCCGGUCUGGAUAGAGGAGACUUUUCUCUUAGCCCGCGCUAUUCUUAGCACCUCUGCACGCUCAGCCAGUAGUGUGAUGAUUAUAACAUGCUUUGACUGACGAAACGCAACUUGGACUAGGUUGACGGCGAUGGCAACUCUGACAGCCUGACGGCGAUGGGCUUCUCUGUGCUACACAGCUUCGAGGAGCUGACCUGUGACGC
Messenger RNA from Trichophyton rubrum CBS 118892, 4427 nucleotides. RefSeq lists its product as uncharacterized. Gene Ontology annotation, molecular function: acyltransferase activity, transferring groups other than amino-acyl groups; hydrolase activity, hydrolyzing O-glycosyl compounds. Gene Ontology annotation, biological process: peptidoglycan turnover; carbohydrate metabolic process. Lineage: Eukaryota; Fungi; Ascomycota; Eurotiomycetes; Onygenales; Arthrodermataceae. The record is from RefSeq and is a predicted model, not a curated record. The transcript is spliced from 3 exons. The coding region runs from base 987 to 4238 and encodes 1083 amino acids.